GUCAGCUCUGAUGACGAAGCUCCUGUCAAAGCUUCUAAAAAGGUGCAUGCAGACAUCGCCACAGACACUCUUGUUGUGACGUACUCAUGGGGUCUGACGUUGACAAGACCGUAUUCAAAACUCAAGCACCGUCGUUUCGACUGCAUCAAAGUAGCGGUACUUCAUUAUUAUUACGUAGACCCAGAGAUGGAGCUGGUCGUUCCCACUCUACAGGUGGAUCACACUGCAUUUGGCAUGGGGCGCUUGUGUCAAUUUACUGCGCAACAGCCCCCAUGUUCCUACUUGCCUUUCUAUCACAUGAUCGUGAUCGAUCUCAACGCUUUCCGCCUGGAUUCGGCGUGGACGCCGAAGGACCACAUUUUCGAAAAUGUUUAAGCCUGGCUUCUGGAGACCAGGGGAAGACCGUUGUCCGAGUCCGAAGACGAGGAACAUGAUGAAUAUUUCGAUCCAGAAGAGAAUGACCGGAUUUGGGAUAUGUGGAUGGACGCAACCACGGUGUACACGAUCCGAACGCAAUCG
Ceraceosorus guamensis is the source of this 519-nucleotide messenger RNA. RefSeq lists its product as hypothetical. The record is from RefSeq and is a predicted model, not a curated record. The coding region runs from base 187 to 375 and encodes 62 amino acids. The transcript has a single exon. NCBI's taxonomy places the organism in Eukaryota, Fungi, Basidiomycota, Exobasidiomycetes, Ceraceosorales, Ceraceosoraceae.